Messenger RNA from Mesorhabditis spiculigera, 312 nucleotides. Lineage: Eukaryota; Metazoa; Nematoda; Chromadorea; Rhabditida; Rhabditidae. The record is from the annotation of a GenBank genome assembly.
AUGCUUUCCGCUCUGCUGCCUAGCUUCAUCGUAAAUAAAUUGCGCACGAACCGGAAUCAAAACACCGUAGCCCCAGCUCCUCCUCCCCGGAUACCUGAGACCCCGGAAGAAAGAGCAGCCCGGCUUGAGCGAGAGCGGAUAUGGAUUCAGGAGAUGACAGAGCGGAGCAAGGUCCUGAUAGAACGAGUGAUGAAAGAUGCGCCUUUUAUCAGCCGCCAUCACUCUCGAAUCGAGUACAUCAACGAAAUUGUUCGCUUGAUGCAACGUUAUGAUGCUGAAGAUGCGAGGCUGCCUCGCCCUGAAUGGAAAGCU